UAUUAUUCUUUGUGCCUACAAUCCAGUGUCAAAUUUGGGGGCUGCCACAACUCACAAAACAAUAGUGGCAAAAUCACAGGCGGAGAGUGCCGCCAACAAAACAAUAAUGGCAAAUUCACAGGCGGCAAUCUGCAACGUCUUCGUCUACGGCAGCCUUCUAGCGGACGACGUCGUUCGGGUUCUCCUCAGCCGCGUUCCUCAUUCUUCCCCGGCGGCCCUCCACCACCAUCAUAGAUUCAGCAUCAAGGGGCGUGUGUAUCCUGCAAUCCUACCUGUAGAAAACAAGAAAGUUAAUGGAAGGGUUCUCCUGGGGAUCACUCUUCCCGAAUUGGAGAUCCUUGAUAACUUUGAAGAUGUUGAAUAUGAGAGGAGGACUGUUGAUGUUUCUUUGAUGGAUGGUUCUGAGAUCGUUCAAGCUUAUACAUAUGUUUGGGCAGAUAAAACUGAUCCAGACUUGUAUGGAGACUGGGACUUUGAGGAAUGGAAGCAAGUGCACAUGAAAGACUUCAUGAGAAUGACGACGGGGUUUAUGGAAGAAAUGGAACAACCGAAAUCGAAGACAAGGGUGCAAACUUUUGAAUCCUUCAACAAGCAAGACGUAAGUUGAACAUUAGUAGAACGGACCAGUUUAUCACUGUAUUUUCUUUCUUUCUNUCUUUUAAACAUAUAUGUUACCUUAAUCUCCCGCCACUUGUAGUAAAAUUUAGAUAUCUAUAGACCCUACUCUUGUGAGAUUUUACUGGGGGGGGGGGGGUUGUGUCGUUAUUACAACAAGUGUAAUUUAUUACGUUGCGUAGCGGGCUAUAUGCUACCGAGUACCCGUAGUGAAUAAUUGGUGUGGAGGAAUUGAAUGGGAUUUUACUCCCUUUGCAAAUUUACAAAUUUCUACCGGAUUAAACUCGAGAAGUUUUG
Cuscuta campestris is the source of this 912-nucleotide messenger RNA. Lineage: Eukaryota; Viridiplantae; Streptophyta; Magnoliopsida; Solanales; Convolvulaceae. The record is from the annotation of a GenBank genome assembly.